GUAAUUCCAAGCAGUAGAAUCCCAGACUAUUCACAAGCUUCAUGCAAGUGGACAGCAUCCCCUCACCCUUAUAUACACGUCUGAAGACGUCGCUCAUAACACAUAAAAGCGAGCUUACGUGCAAGCUCCAUCAACCAGAACACCGUAUUUAAACAAAACAGGAAGACUGUAAACUAGAAAACAAUCGUCAGAUCAGGAAUAUGGCGAGGAAGAGAAAGGCAGGUGAGGGUGAAGAAGAGAGGGUAAGCAAUGAUGGGAACGUGGGAUGGGACCAAAUGAUGGAGGAGGCUGAAUCACUCCAUGGAGUUCGGAGAGCUCGAAAACGAUACCUUGGGGUGAGGCAGCGGCCGUCAGGCCGAUGGGUGGCAGAGAUAAAAGACACAAUUCAGAAGAUUAGAGUGUGGUUGGGGACUUAUGAUACUGCUGAGGAAGCCGCAAGAGCUUAUGACGAGGCAGCUUGCUUGCUCCGUGGAGCUAAUACUCGGACAAAUUUCUGGCCUUGCUCCCCGUCUUCUCAUUCAAAGCCAGCUCUUCCCCCAAAGAUUGUCAACCUCCUGUUACUCAGGAUUAAAGCUAGACACAAUUCACUGACACAGACCACUACUUUCCCCGUUAACCAACAGGAGCAAGAAGCCAGAGAACAGGAAAACCAGUUCGACCCUUUCUUCGAAAUGCCUGGAGAUAUCAGCAUUGUUGAAAAUAGUGAUACUGCUAAUAGCACUGCUGAUACUAUGACUAUCAGCGAUCACACGAGUGGUUUCUUUGAAUCACGUUAUAUUACAGAAGAUCAUGGGAGCACAAGCACAUUUGAAGUGGAUGAUAGUUGGAGUAAUGUUGAUGGCAGUGGUCAAGGUGGACAGGAAGAAGGGAGAGGAGAAGAAGAGAUUGAUAUGGGGCUGAUUGAUUUUCAAUUUGAUGAUGCAUUAGGAUCAUCUUUCUACCAUUCUCCAUUUGAUAUAGCACAGGAGAUGAUGGAGCCAAUGGAGCAGGAACAUCAUGGGGAUGAGCCACCAAUGAUUAGAGAGAUCAUGAAGCGGUGGAAGCACGAACGGAAGUUCUCAGCUUCUCUUUAUGCCUACAAUGGGGUAUCCGAAUGUUUAAGGCUGGCAUUCAGACCAGGAAUGCCAGCGGUGGCAAAUGGUGGGUAUGAGUUGCCAUCUAACCUUGGGAUCAAUAGUAAUAACAACGAGGAGGAAAAGAAAAGAGAUGACAUGGGAAAGGAUGCCAAAGAGGAGGUGCAAGAAGAAGUCGAGAUUCCACAAACACCAACAGAAAAGGGGUCCUCAUCUUCUUCCUCUUCUUUGAGCAAGGAAGAUGGUGAAUUGUCUCUCUGGAGCUCGCUCGAUCUUCCUCCUAUCUGCUUCAAUAAUAUUUAGGCGAUAUUGGUCAUAGUAUAAGCUAAUUGUGUUACUCCUAUUUUUGUAGCAACUUAGGCAGAAUUCUUAAUAUUUCAUUUAGCAUCAAAAUAAGUGACAAUUGUAGGUCAGCAUUGCUGCAUUUUGGUUCAUGCUACAUUGCAGAGAACAAUAAUCAAACAAAUUCCAAUUAAGUGUCAAGUUUGGAUUAUUGAAUUGUGUUCCCAAUGUACAAGAAUCUAAAGCAGAGCAAACAGCACUGCUAGAAGGAGGUUGCUUGCCUCGCCUCCAUAAAUAAGCUAUGUGGUUAAUCACUUGUGUAAUUAUGCUUUACUUUCAUUUUGGUACUCUAAUUAAUUACAAAAAAAAUUAGGAUUCAAAUCCAGCGUUGGUCCUCUCUUUCCACUAUCCUUGAGCACACCUAGUGCUUCUGCAAUACCCAUAAACCUGAUUUUUUAACCAAUCGAGAGGUUAACUAACCAUCACUAAUUAGGAAGAUAAAGAACCUUAUUAACUUUAGUUAAUGUGAUGAUCCAAGACUUCUCCUAGCCUUUGUGCAGAAUGUCCAAAGUUAAGUUCCCUUCCAUUUACCUAAAUC
Messenger RNA from Populus trichocarpa (black cottonwood), 1953 nucleotides. Its product is annotated as ethylene-responsive transcription factor ERN1. The record is from RefSeq and is a predicted model, not a curated record. Gene Ontology annotation, biological process: regulation of DNA-templated transcription. NCBI's taxonomy places the organism in Eukaryota, Viridiplantae, Streptophyta, Magnoliopsida, Malpighiales, Salicaceae. The transcript has a single exon. Bases 201 to 1376 code for a protein of 391 amino acids. Gene Ontology annotation, molecular function: DNA binding; DNA-binding transcription factor activity.